GGGUUUGUUGGAAGAAAUAGAUUUACCUUUCGAUUUCGGCUGGUUUCUCUUCCCAGAGAUUUCUGUUCUGCGGAAGAUUGUCGGCCCAGCCUUCCGGGCUGCGAGAGCUUAAGGAACUGCUGUUGCUGUUGCUACUCCAAGCGUGCAGCGAGAAAUGGAGCAGGUCCGUGCAUUGCGCCGAGCCAUGAUUUGCCGUGGGUCUUUUGGCUGAUGAGAAGAACCAUUUGAAAUAUAAUAUACAUUUAGUUCAGGGCAUGAAAAAUGGGACAUUGGUGAUAUUUCUGCGGAGAAAGUGCUGCAAUAGGCUGAGAUGGCAAUUCUAGGCUUAAGCUCUAUAAACUAUUACACUUUGAGGAAAAGAGGCACUUUUAUGCUGAAACUUGUAUGUUUUACUCUGACAGUAUUCAUUUUCUGUGAAUUUUUAAUUUAUUAUGUAGUUAUAAUUCAGUGUCAUUGGCCAGAAUUGAAAAAUCAGACUCCAGGGACUAACAAACAGAAUUCACAUUCUGUCUUGAAAACCAUAUUUUUAUCAGAUCCUCAUUUGCUUGGUAAAAUCAAUGGACAUUGGUUGGACAAGCUAAGGAGGGAAUGGCAAAUGGAGAGAGCCUUCCAAAGUGCCCUCUGGCUUCUGCAGCCAGAAAUAGUCUUUAUCCUUGGUGAUAUCUUUGAUGAAGGAAAAUGGAGCUCUCCCCAGGCUUGGUCAGAUGAUGUAAGACGCUAUCAGAAAAUAUUUUGGCAUCCGGACCAGGCAGAAGUAAUUGGUAUUGUUGGCAAUCAUGACAUUGGCUUUCAUUAUGAGAUGACAUCAUUCAAGUUGGAACGUUUCUCUAAAGUUUUCAACUUCUCUUCUGAAAAAAUGAUAACUCGGAAAGGGAUAAACUUUCUUAUAGUGAACAGUGUUGCUCUUGAAGGAGAUGGCUGUAUAAUUUGCAGAACAGCAGAGGCAAAACUCAUUGAACUUUCUCACCAGCUGAACUGUUCGUUGCAGGAACAAAAUCAAUAUAAAAAAAGCUGUAGUGAUGUGGAGAAGCUCCCAGCUUCAGCUCCAAUUCUGUUGCAGCAUUAUCCUCUUUAUAGAAGAAGUGACUCAGAAUGUACAGGAGAAGAUUCUGCUCCCCUGGAGAAAAAGAAUGACCUCUUUAGAGAGAAGUAUGAUGUGCUUUCUCAGGAAGCUUCCCAGAAGCUGUUAUGGUGGUUUCAUCCUCGAUUGAUUUUGAGUGGUCAUACGCAUAGUGCCUGUGAAGUGCUGCAUAAUGGUAACAUUCCUGAAAUCAGCGUUCCAUCAUUCAGUUGGAGGAACAGAAACAAUCCUAGUUUCAUAAUGGGCAGCAUAACAUCAACAGAUGUCUCUCUCUACAAGUGCUUUCUUCCAUAUGAGAACACAGUCAUAACUAUUUACUGUACAGCAGGAUCUGUACUGGUGGUCCUCAUCCUGGCUCACUUUCAGCCCCUCCUUUCCCCUUACCAUUUUGUUCAGCGUUUAAUCACUAAGUAUAAAGCACUAUGAAAAGUCAGACACUUGGAAUCAGUCACCGACACACCAAAGCUAAAGAACAGUCCAUCAGACUACAUUCAUGCCAGCAAAUGCGUACUUGAAUUGCUAGCCCAAAGGCAAAUUGCCCUUACAGACAGAAAGCUCUAGACAGUUGAUAGGACUUUUUUACUACAGGAUAAAGUAACUGCUUCAUGCUGUACAAAAAUAUUGUAUUCUACAAUCGAAUGAUUUUCUUGCUAAAUUUUUUUGUAUCAAAUAUGUAUAUUAAAAGUUUGUAACUGUACACUAAGUUCUACAAGCCUCCUUUUGUGUCUGCACUAGUGCCCUAUGCUGUUAGAGGCUCAGUCUUUAUAAUAGAAAAGAAUUUUAAAGUGUUAUUGCUGCGUGACCGUCUGAAGUGGUACUUCUUUUCCUUGAUGUCAGCAAUACAAGAUCUAGUUAUUUUACAGCAAGGUAUUACCAAAACAGAAGCAAAACAUAAUAAUAAUAGGUGACGUAACUUUCUACCCUCAUGUGUCACUUUUAGAUUAGAUGUAAAUAGUUUUAGAUGGAAGUCAUGUAACCGAAUCAACGAACACCUAUUUGCUAAUAGGUUUGCAGAGUAUUGGCAAACCAGGUAGAAACUGAGGAGAAACCUUGCACAUCUGGAAUAAGGGUGUGCACUCUGUAUCCAUGAACACACGGAAUGAAGCUUGGCUGAAUGUUUUCCCUGGAAUAAGAUGUAAGCAGCUACGGUAAGAUUCAUACAGGUUUUAUGGUAUGACUCAAUUUGCGUGGCUGACUUUUCUCCCCCAAGAGAAAUAAACCUUACCAGAAAACUUUGCAUUCCAUUCCUAAAUGUUUAAGUCCUAUCUGAUUAAUAGCAUUCUAAAAAAUAGUGCUUAAGUAUGCAACUUAAAAAGGCAUUAUAAAUUAAGCUGCAGGAAUUUUUAAACUUGGUUUUCUUCAUCUACUUAUAUAAAUUUUAAAGUAAAUUUUAUUUAGUAAAGAAGAGUUUAGGUUAGCCUUCCUCAGCAUAAUGUUCACCUAAGCAUUGAGACAACAGCCCAGACAAAAUUUCCAGCCAUGCUGGAAAGAGUUCUGGAAGCUGUGAGCAAAAUCCAUUUAGAGGGCAUUAGAUGGAUACACAGUAAAAUUGUAGGUGAAACCUUGUCUGAACUAUAGAAUAUAAUCAUGUGUGACAUUUUUAGCAGAGAGAGAAGAUGGGAUAGAAUUAUAGUGACUCCACCCCACUCCAUAACAGAACCAUCCCCUUGUUAUAUUCCCCCAUUUUUAACAGGCAGUAGUUUACAUUUGCACUGGUUUGUCUUUAGAGUAAAUAUGAAUCAUUAGACUGGUUUGUCUUCAUCAUAUCAAGAUAAGUGUCUCCCCAUCAUUUUGGAAACAUAACAAGGUUAUGACUGAAUACAGUAUGUCAAGGUAACAGUUUCAGAGUGGAUCUAAAAUGCUGAAGAGCUCUUCAGAACUAGAGUAACUUGAUAGAUUACUAGCCUGAUUCUUUUGCAGAGAUACAAUGGUUUCUCAGUUACCUAGAAAGUGAUCUGGGGUUAUAUAUGCAAUAAACAUGCCUUCCUAAUUUAAAAAUAGUUUCACAUUAUGCCAUCAAAAUAUUUAAGAGUAAUUUGUCUUUGUAUUUAUAGCAAAAGGCAAAGAUAAUCCAAGUGUUAUAAUCUAUGAAGUUCUGAAUUUGUUAUUGCAACUACAAAUUUUAAAUAUUUGUACAGAUUAUCUCAGGCACAGGAAACUGUACUCUGACAUAACACCUAUGUAUAAAAUAUAAAACAAUCUCAUAGUUACAGAGAAAGGCAUGCCUUAUUGCUACACCAAUUCUUGCUUUUAUGCUGAACUGUACCACAACUUAUUUUGUGAAUGUCAUUUGCAUAAAUUAUUCAAGUUUGAAAAACAUUAUGAUUCUACAAUAUUUAAAAUAAAACCAUUUUCUAAGGUCUGUUUAUUAAGAGAAAUAAA
This is a messenger RNA of Candoia aspera, 3463 nucleotides long. It is a transcript of the gene MPPE1, whose product is annotated as metallophosphoesterase 1. The coding region runs from base 311 to 1507 and encodes 398 amino acids. Gene Ontology annotation, biological process: GPI anchor biosynthetic process; endoplasmic reticulum to Golgi vesicle-mediated transport. NCBI's taxonomy places the organism in Eukaryota, Metazoa, Chordata, Lepidosauria, Squamata, Candoiidae. The transcript is spliced from 10 exons. Gene Ontology annotation, cellular component: endoplasmic reticulum-Golgi intermediate compartment. Gene Ontology annotation, molecular function: phosphoric diester hydrolase activity. The record is from RefSeq and is a predicted model, not a curated record.